Molecule: messenger RNA, 981 nt
Organism: Lolium rigidum
Lineage: Eukaryota; Viridiplantae; Streptophyta; Magnoliopsida; Poales; Poaceae
Product: probable carboxylesterase 2
Exons: 3
Coding region: 1-981 (326 amino acids)
Molecular function (GO): hydrolase activity
Source: RefSeq, a predicted model, not a curated record
AUGAACCCUGGAUCCGAGAUCGAGUACGAGAUACCCUACGUGGUGCGCGUGCACAAGAGCGGCCGCGUCGAGCGCCUGCAAGGCACCGAGACCGUGCCGCCCUGCCCCUCCGGGGAUCCAGCAAGCGGCGUCGCAUCCAAGGACGUCGUCCUCGACCCCGCGGCGAACAUCUGCGCGCGCCUCUACCUCCCAGCCGCCUUCGCCGCGGCCGAGCCCAGCAAGAAGCUCCCCGUGGUCCUGUUCUUUCAUGGCGGCGCGUUCAUGAUCAACCCGCCCGCAUCGCCAGUCUACUACCGCUCGCUCGCGCGUAGAACCGCCUCACUCCUCUCGACCUCACGUGGACGGACGACCUCUCGACCUCACGUGGACCGCCUCGCCCCGGAGCACCCUCUCCCGGCGGCGUACGACGACGCCUUCGCGGCCCUCGAGGCGGUCGUCACCGCAUGCCGCCCGGAUGGCGCCGAGCCCUGGCUCGCCACGCACGGCGACGCCUCCCGCGUCGUUCUUGCCGGCGACAGCGUCGGCGCCAACAUUGCGCAUAAUACGGCGAUAAGGCUGCGGAAGGCACGCAUCGAGGGCUACGGCGACAAGGUCAGUGGCAUCGCGCUCAUGCAUUCCUACUUCUGGGGGACAGAACUGGUGGGCGGCGAGGUUGCGCCGCGCGCCAACAUGGAGCGCACGUUGGACCUCGCCUCCGGCGGUAAGUUCGGCUCCAGCCACCCGUACAUCAACCCCGCGGCGUCACCGGAGGACUGGAGGCAGAUCGGGUGCGGCCGCGUGCUGGUUACCACUGCAGAACGCUGCAUAUUCGUGGAGAGGUCGCGCGCGUACGCGGAUGGUAUCAAGGAGUGCGGGUGGGACGGCGAGCUGGAGUUCUACGAAACCAAGGGCGAGAUGCAUACCUAUUUCUUAUUCAUGCCCGACUGCGACAAUGCAGCCAAGGAGCUCGCCGUCGUGGCCGAUUUCGUCAGGCGCUCAUGA